Molecule: messenger RNA, 1002 nt
Organism: Chondrus crispus (carragheen)
Lineage: Eukaryota; Rhodophyta; Florideophyceae; Gigartinales; Gigartinaceae
Exons: 1
Coding region: 1-1002 (333 amino acids)
Source: RefSeq, a predicted model, not a curated record
AUGUCGCGGCCUUCGUCGAUUCCGGGCGAUGGCACCAGCGACCCAUUUACGAUGCAGGAUCCACGCCCUACCCCUUCCUCAAGGGAAAAUUCACACGUGCAUCACAUUCAUGAGUUUGGAGAAGUUGACCGCAUUGUUCAUGUGGCACCAAGCGAGACGAGCAUCACGGACGACCACGACCCAGUCGUACCGGCCUCUGCCGACCAGAGUCCUUCCGCGAAGAUCAAGCGCGAAAAGCGUGUCUGGAAUCGCUUGUUCCAUGACCGCCAUCUCAUGCAGUACUUCUAUCAGGGGACAUUGUAUCGCACGGUCGGAAAGCGGAAAGUUGGCACUGAAGAACUUUUCUUUGACUUGGUCAUAGUCGCUGCAGUAGCAGCCUUAGGCCAUGAGUUACGCAUUUCGGAGAUUACCUGGCAGUCCACAGAGAAGUUCAUUCUGCUCUUCUCGGCAGUCUACAACAGCUGGCGACAAAGCGUUCUCCUGUGGAACUUGUGGGGUAUUCAGGAAGAUCUGUUAGAAAAAGCAGGCAUAUACGUGACAUUUUUUGCUUUGUCAGGUAUUGCUUUGGGUGGUCACAAUGCCUUUGAUGAUCUAGCCCGCCCUUUUGUGGCUGUUUCAGCCUUUGUCGCAAGUGCCAUUCCAGCUCUGGCAGGAGUUGCGUGGUCUUUCUCGGAGAGCUUGAUGAAGAACCCCGCCAAUCGAGUUAACCAGCUCAUUUUGUCAGACAUUUUCACAUUCGUAUCCAUCGUACCGUAUCUGAUUGCCGCUUGUGUUCGAGAUGAAAACUUGACUCGGAAUUUGUAUUGGGUUGCCUUUGGUCUUCAACUUGCGGCUUUAUUGAUUCCGCAUCAACUUUAUCGGCAUUUGCACAGAAGAAUCGAUGAUUAUACUCGUAUUGCCUUGAACAUUGAACUGGUAGUAGAGAAGUAUGAAGUUUUGACGAUGAUCGUCCUCGGGGAAACAAUGAUUGGGUUGCUGUUUGAAGGCGGGAGUAAGUUUUGA